AUGCAAGGUACUACAGGCAUCGUCAAGAUCACAGAUUUUGGAGUCUCUGGAGAGCUGGAGGACGACUUGGAACAGAAGAUCAAGGUCACCUUUGUGAGGGCACCCCAGGGGCUUUGUCUUGAUUGGAGCCUCGGUGCUGAGGUUGGAACCAUACACUACAUGUCACCCGAACGUGUGGUCGGAAAGCCUUACCAGUACAACUCCGACACUUGCUGGCUGAGGUGGAGCCUGGGUCUCACGCUGAUGGAGUGCAUCCUGAUGCGAUACCCGUGCGCUAACGGAACGAAACGGAUUUUCGAACCUCAAUCUGUGUCACGUUGGGCCAGGUACUCGCGGGAGGAGGACUGA
This is a messenger RNA of Durusdinium trenchii, 348 nucleotides long. The record is from the annotation of a GenBank genome assembly. NCBI's taxonomy places the organism in Eukaryota, Dinophyceae, Suessiales, Symbiodiniaceae.